CCAACUUUCCAGAGGAGCUCUCGCUGCGUGCCUGGACCUCUCUACGCCACAGGGACUUUGUUUCCGACUGCUUUUUCCCCCACGAGAUGUCGAUUGUGGUCGCGCGACGACAAUAUCUCCUCCUCGCCUCGCGGUCUCGCGCAAGAUUUAACUAGAGAAACAUUUUUUUAAAUUGUCAUUUUUUCUUAUUGUGCACUGACAACUCCGGGGCCAAUAACCGCGCAGUGUGCACAGGUACAGACUCCUGAGCAGGGACCGUCCAGCAGCAGCAGCAGCAGCAGCGGGAUUUUAUAUUCUUAUUUAUUUCAACUUGGAGGCAAAAGUGAGCGAUCUGUUGGAAUUGGUUGAUUCAAUGACUUCCCAGGUUUGAUCUGAAGUUAUAUUCGGAAAGCUGAGACAAUAAGAGAUUUUUUUUUGAAAACUGCUGCUGGAGCUUGGUCGACCAUGCAGCUGGACGGUCUGUGGACGGUCCACGCCCUCUUGGCACUGUCCGCUUUCGCUCUCGGGAACCCGGUGAGCAAUGACCCGAUGGCUGCACCCCGAGUCUUCAUCUCCUUCAAAGAGCUGAGAUCCACCGGCACCGCUCAUCACUUCGCCUACCUCCUCAACACGUCCGACUAUCAGAUCCUGCGUAUGGAUGAGGACCAUGACCGCAUGUAUGUUGGCAGCAAGGACCACAUCCUGUCCCUGGACCUCCAUGACAUCAACAAGGACCCACAUAUCAUCCACUGGCCAGUGUCCGAACGAAGAAGGAUGGAGUGCCUCGUGAGCGGGAAGGAUGCCAAUGAGGAAUGUGCAAACUUCAUUCGCCUGAUCGAGCCAUGGAACCGGACUCAGCUGUACGUCUGCGGGACCGGAGCUUACAAUCCAGUCUGUACCUUCGUCAACCGCGGACGCAAACCUCAGACAUCCAUGUAUCUGCAGAUGGCCCAGGCCAGAGGAAGGGCUAGCCGCGCAGCUGAACCCAGCGCAGUGCACGACACACUUGGACUAAAGGAAGAAAUCUUCCACUUGGAGCCGGGCAAAGUGGAAUCUGGGAAGGGAAAGUGCUCCUACGACCCGAAGCUCAACAGCGUGUCAGCUUUGAUCAAUGGUGAACUGUACGCUGGGGUCUAUGUUGACUUUAUGGGAACCGACUCUGCCAUUUUCCGUACUUUGGGAACAAAGACUGCCAUGCGAACAGAUCAGUACAACUCCAGAUGGUUAAAUGACCCCACUUUCAUCCACGUACACCUCAUCCCAGACAGCGCAGAGAGAAACGACGACAAGCUUUAUUUCUUCUUCCGGGAGAAGUCCUCUGAGAUGGGUCAGAGUCCUGUGACCCAGUCCCGAAUCGGACGCAUCUGCCUGAAUGAUGAUGGAGGCCACUGCUGUCUGGUUAACAAGUGGAGCACCUUCCUGAAGGCCAGGCUCAUCUGCUCAGUCCCUGGGGCCGACGGCAUGGAGACACACUUUGACGAGCUCCGAGAUGUGUACAUACAGCCAACGCAGGACACAAAAAAUCCUGUGAUAUAUGGCGUCUUCUCUGUCUCUGGCUCUGUCUUUAAAGGCUCAGCAGUUUGUGUCUACUCCAUGGCUGACAUCCGCAUGGUCUUCAACGGACCCUUCGCCCACAAGGAGGGUCCCAAUUACCAGUGGGUGGCCUACACCGGGAAGAUCCCCUACCCUCGACCCGGAACAUGCCCUGGAGGGACGUUCACCCCCAACAUGAAGUCCACCAAGGACUAUCCAGAUGAAGUGAUUAACUUCAUGAGGAAUCACCCUGCCAUGUACAAUGCUGUGUACCCGGUACACAAGCGACCCCUGGUGGUUCGGACCAAUGUGGACUAUGAGUUCACCACCAUCACUGUGGACCAGGUGACAGCUGCCGACGGCAACUAUGAAGUGCUCUUCUUAGGAACUGACAAGGGGACAGUUCAGAAAGUCAUCGUUCUGCCCAGAGAUGACCUGCAGACCGAGGAGCUGGUCCUUGAGGAGGUGGAGGUUUUCAAGGUCCCAACUCCAAUUACAUCCAUGAAGAUCUCAUCCAAAAGGCAACAGCUGUAUGUGUCAUCUGUGAUUGGGCUGACCCAGCUGGCUCUUCACCGCUGCGACGUGUACGGCGAGGCCUGCGCUGACUGCUGUCUGGCCAGAGACCCUUACUGCGCGUGGGAUGGCAAGUCCUGCUCCCGUUACUCUGCCUCGCAGAAGAGGUCUGACCCCUUUAGACGUAGCCGGAGGCAGGACGUCAAGUACGGGAACCCCAUCCGCCAAUGCCGAGGCUUCAACUCUAACGCCAAUAAGAACACUCUGGAGAUGGUGCAGUACGGGGUGGAGGGAAGCAGCACCUUCCUGGAGUGUCAGGCCCGCUCUCCACACGCUGUUAUCAAAUGGCAUCUGCAAAGAGAUAACAGCGACCGCAGGAAAGAGAUGCGUUCUGAUGGUCGGAUUUUGAAGACAGAACAAGGUCUACUCCUGCGGUCUCUGCAGCCCUCUGACUCAGGAAUGUACCAGUGUACGGCCACGGAGAAGAACUUCAAACACACGCUGGUCAAGCUGCAGUUGGUGGUGCUGUCUAGCCGCGCCGUCAACAACGUGCUGGUGGAGGGCGGAGGAGGGCUGGCGCCAUCUUCUCUCCACUCCAGCAGCACCCAGUGGACCCCCAGUGCAGGCCAGUACAAGGACCUGCUGACCAUCCUGAGCCAGCCAGAGAUGAGCCUCAUCAAUCAGUACUGCCAGGACUACUGGCAAUUCGGAGACCCGCUGCUGGGUGCCCUCAAGGCCAAAGACCUGAAGGAGCUCAAGGAGCAGAAGAAACCCCGCAACCGCCGGCAUCACGGGGAGGCAGAGGAGAACGAGGAGCAGGAGGAGGUAAAGACAUGAGGAGCCCAGCUUUGAAACAGCCUCAAGCACCCCACCCCACCCCCCACCCUGUGAAAACUGGGAGAGACUCAUUGAGAGUAGCAAAAGUGAAAAAAAAAAUCCACAAACCGAAAAAAAAAGCAAACUCAGAAAAAAGAGGCUUACAAACACAAACCCCACACACAUCCUCUCAAACAGUAAGAUAUAUGAUACACAGUAUUUAUUGUAGGUUGUAUAUAGUAUCAUUCUGUGGAUUUCUUUGUACUUAUAGAAAAAAACAUGCUCUUUGUGUAUAGGUACAUUUGGGGCAAAUAUUGUUAUUAUUGAUGUUAAUUUUAUUGUUGCUGUUACUGUCAUUACAAAACUCAUCUGUUAGCAUCAUACAACCUUGGCAACUGUUUGGAAUGUGUUAUCAGGCAUGUAAGCUGUUAGCGAGCUGCGAGAAGCUCAAACGGGGAAAUGAGUAGUCGAUGAGGGGUGAUGGGAUCUCUGUUGUUUCUUGCUUGCUUUUACUCGAUGCCAGAACUCUUAUUUUUGGACACUGCAGGAACGCCUCCAAUGCAACCCCCACGUGGCUGCAUGCGGACAGAGACUUGAUAUUGCAAAAGGGGACCAUCGACACAUGGUCCCAGUUAUUGUGGAGAAACAAGCCUUUCUCCAUGGGAACCCAAGACAACUGUUCAAAUAUUCUUGCUGGUCUAAUUGGGCCUUUUGGUAGGAAACUGGUGCUUGUCCCCAUUCUAUUGCCUUCUUGAUUGGAGGACUGAUUGCAUCAUCUUUGCUACUCUUCAGCCCAGAUGUGAAUUAGAAUGACUUUAAUCUCAACUGUUCUCUACUUUGAGACACUUGCAGCUUCUUUUGGCUUUGGUUUAAAAAAGAAACAAGCAUCAAAUCACUUUUUAUUAAAGGUCUAGUGUGCAGGAUAUAGUGGCACCUAGUGGUGAGGUUGCAGAUUGCAACUGAAACUUCUACUGUGUGCUAAGCAUUUAGGAGAACUACGGACACGAAAACACGGCCCUAUGUAGAGUCAGGGUUUGGUUUGUCCGUUCCUGGCGAC
Plectropomus leopardus (leopard coralgrouper) is the source of this 3898-nucleotide messenger RNA. The record is from RefSeq and is a predicted model, not a curated record. NCBI's taxonomy places the organism in Eukaryota, Metazoa, Chordata, Actinopteri, Perciformes, Serranidae.